AUGACUUGGAUAAAGGCAUUCAUCUUUGUGCUCCUCAAAAAGGGAAUCCCUGAACUAACCCUGCUGGCUCCAGAAAGCAUAACUGAGUUCAACGUGAAGGUCAAAAUGUGCAUGCUCAUCUUGGCUCUGGUUGCAAUCACUGGUGCCUGGGGAGAGUCAGUGAAGGCAAAAGAAGUGGUUUUUCAGAGAAUGCCACUCUGUGAACACAUGGGGGAAAUCCCACCGUGCCCCAAGACGUACCAACCUGUCUGUGGAACCAAUGAGAAGACCUAUAACAAUGAAUGCCAACUGUGUAUUGCAAGAAUAAAAACUAAACAGGACAUCCAGAUUACAAAGGAUGGAGUAUGCUAA
Molecule: messenger RNA, 351 nt
Organism: Vombatus ursinus (common wombat)
Lineage: Eukaryota; Metazoa; Chordata; Mammalia; Diprotodontia; Vombatidae
Gene: SPINK4
Product: serine peptidase inhibitor, Kazal type 4
Exons: 5
Coding region: 1-351 (116 amino acids)
Molecular function (GO): protein binding; serine-type endopeptidase inhibitor activity
Source: RefSeq, a predicted model, not a curated record